UGGUAGCUCACUAGCUCAGUAACAAUUCGACAUCAGAAGCAGCACGUACUAUUAUUACUACCAUCGAACGCAAAAACUUAAAAACUUAAAAACUUAACUUUAUUCGUAACAAUUUGUGUACAUAGGUAAUAAUUUUAUAAUAAGCAACUUAAUUAGCAAUUAACUAUUAAUAAAAAAUAUAUAACCGUAACACAAGUAGUGUUAUUUAAAUAUUUUUCUCUAAUCGCGCUGUGUAUACCGCGGUUCGGGUGGCUGGCCGUCGUAAGAUCGUUUUUUAUUGCUGACAACGACAACAGUUCUCAUGGCGCCAAACAUUAUUCGGCCUAGUCAAAUGUUGAUAUUCAACUCUGCCAUGUGUUAUGUGAAACAGCGACAGCAUCCAGCCGCUGGAGACGUCGGCGGCGGAUCGCCGAAAUCGCCGCCGGCCAAGCGGACGUACGUAAAAAACAUCUCGCCCGAAGAGAAAAUAUUACGCAAGAAAUUACGAAACAGAGAAGCAGCACAAUUAUCUAGAGAUAAAAAGAAAGCACAAUUUAAUAUUUUAUCGGGAAUGGUUCAUGGUUUAAGAAAAGAGAAUGUACAUUUAAGAGAAGAAAUAGAAACUUUAAGGGCCAACCAAGAGGAAUUGAUCGCCGAAAAUGAAAGAUUACGAGAACAACUUUCCACUGAGUCAUCUAUACCAAAAUCAGUAGUUACAGAAUUCUGUACAUCAGCAGUUAAUAACAAGUUUUCGAUUAAUGGACCUGCCGUGUCCAAUAGACACCCUCUGCAGAAGGGCAAACGGAAUCGAACAUCUUGUUUGAUGCUCUGUUAUCAGAUUCUGUUCCUAUUACUGACCAUUCCAUCCUGCAUGAUCUCAAGCUUCCAGACGACGAUGAUGAUAUGGACUGGCUUGAUAACAAUGUUUCAAAGCGUUUGGAGAAAAUUGCUGAUGAACUACUCGGCGAAAGUUUCCUUAAUGAAUGUUCUCUUGAUGAAAUGGUGGGGAGCACAUCAGAAAUCAUGGAAUCCGGCCAAAAUAUUAAUUUACCCAAUGCAGACAUAAAUGACGAUAAGUCAAUAUUCAUGUUAAACACAGACACAGAUAAAAUUACAAGCACAGUUAAGAUUCCAACUGAAGAAAUGCAAUUUUUGGCGCCAAAAAUAGAACCUAAAAUUGAAGAACAUUCUGAAGACAAAAGUAACUCUUUGGAACGUUUUAUUAUUGUAGAAGAAGCUGUUGAAGAAGUAACAACAACCUACGAUGAACAUAUUCUUGAAAUAUGCCAGGAAGAUGAUAUUGACACAGAACAGUAUGAUGACAUUGGUUAUGAAUCGCUUAGCUCUCCCGAAUAUGAUUACAGAACACAUUAUAGUACACCUCUAAUACUAACAGAUUUUCUUUCUUAAAAAUAGUACCUAUAAGAUAUGUCCUAAUAUAAGAUACAUAAUAUUAAAUUUAAAAUUAAACUUAAAUCUAUGUUAUUAUUGAUACACUUUUAUUACUUUAAUUACUUUAUGUUAGUAUAAGCACACUGUAUUACUCUAGUAUACUUUCAUAUGACAAUUGACAUGUGUCCUAUUUAUUAUAUAAUGUUGAAUAACAUUGAGUGUUGUAUUUAAUUUUAUAAUAUCAAUUCUGUGUUUGUGUCCCAUAUAAAUAUAUGUAUUUUGAAUGGUCUGUGUCUGUGUUUAGCACUGAUCACUAAAAUA
Messenger RNA from Aphis gossypii (cotton aphid), 1692 nucleotides. RefSeq names its product X-box-binding protein 1 (gene Xbp1). NCBI's taxonomy places the organism in Eukaryota, Metazoa, Arthropoda, Insecta, Hemiptera, Aphididae. Gene Ontology annotation, molecular function: RNA polymerase II transcription regulatory region sequence-specific DNA binding; DNA-binding transcription factor activity, RNA polymerase II-specific. The record is from RefSeq and is a predicted model, not a curated record. The coding region runs from base 302 to 1045 and encodes 247 amino acids. The transcript has 4 exons. Gene Ontology annotation, cellular component: nucleus.